This is a messenger RNA of Paramacrobiotus metropolitanus, 2810 nucleotides long. RefSeq lists its product as uncharacterized. The transcript has 4 exons. Gene Ontology annotation, molecular function: DNA binding; DNA-directed DNA polymerase activity; nucleotide binding. Bases 84 to 2810 code for a protein of 908 amino acids. Gene Ontology annotation, biological process: DNA replication. NCBI's taxonomy places the organism in Eukaryota, Metazoa, Tardigrada, Eutardigrada, Parachela, Macrobiotidae. The record is from RefSeq and is a predicted model, not a curated record.
CGGAAUUUGUUCAUAUAUAAUCUGAGUAUCUUGGGUGCAUCUUUGAGACUAGUAAAAUCACGUUGCCAGAGCUCGUCUUUACGAUGACGCAAGUACCUGAUCGUGUACAGGGCAACUCUAACGCCUGUACUAGUAACCCACAGUUUGCUGAUACCGCACUUUUCAAUCAUGAUUAUGCUCUUCUUGAUCAUAAUUAUACUGUACCACGAGCUGAUCUGCCAGCUUUGAAUAUAGCUGACGAAGUCGAUCCAGACUUGAAUGACAUUAAAGAUUAUUAUGUGCUCGAAAAUAUCGGAGCAAAAUAUUCCCAGAAAUUUUCAGUUUCGUUCGAAACUUACAAAUGUACAGUGACGGGGCUGGAUAAUCUAUCGUUCAAGUAUGCUGUUAAAACGAUAACACUCGUUUUGAAAGAUAUUCUGGAGAGUGUGAUUGCUGCGAUUCCAGCGCAUAACCUGGUGCGAAUCCGCAUGUAUCAAAAUGCUCUGCAGUAUCCAAUUUGGAUGCCACCUAUUCGGCGGGACCAAAUAACAAUUGAACGGUGGAUGACGACAAUAAGGCGGAUUCUAAACUCUAAUCAGGCUUUUCUGCUAGACGAAUCAUUUGAACUGUCAGUCCAGCACACUGAUUUGCCAUCCGGAUCAUGCAGAAAAAAUGUAUCAAAAUUGUUGCAGCGGAUUUUAGACAACAAAAGAUGUAUUACCCAGAUUCGAAAUACGGACUGUUUGUGUAUGGCCAGGGCUAUAGUUGUGGCACAAGCGCAUGCAGAUGGCGACAAAGAGCUGUACACAAAGCUUUACCGAACCAUAAAGUUGCAAGACCAGAAGACAAAAGAAUUAUUGUUGACUGCCAACCUGCCAAACAGAGAAUUCAACGUGCAAGAUAUUCCCCGCUUUGAAGAAGUUUUACCGAAUUAUCAGUUUAUUGUGGUAUCUGUGGAUCAUGGAAAUUCUAUCGUCUACUGCGGCGCCUACUGCGAAAAGCGAAUUAUGCUGCUGCAUCACGAUCAACAUUUUGAUGUUUUAACAUCUUUACCGGCCUAUUUUGAGCACCACUAUUACUGUUACCGUUGCAUGAAAGGCUACGAUCAAAGACAGUAUCACCGCUGCGAGUUCAAGUGCCACCAGUGUUUGUCUGCAACUUGCAAAAUGAAUAAGCAAGAAACCAUACACUGUCUGGACUGUAACCGCGAUUUCUAUGGGCAAGAUUGUUUUGACAGACACCAAGCUGGGAGCAGCACCAUCUGCGCAAAUUUUUUCAUUUGCCGUGAGUGUAAAACCUUUGUCUCCAUGGUAAAUCGCCGUAUGAAGACCAAUUACGAUACAAUUCAUGGUGAGGACAAUGACCAGGACCACGAUAUUGCUAAGGAAAUUGAACUAGAUGUUGACGAUCAGCAACAUCGAUGUGGUGAGGUUUUUUGUGCGACUUGCUCGUUAUUCUAUAUGCCGGAGGAAAACCAUGUGUGUUAUAUGAAACCCGUGGAAUUUACGGAUAAAGAAAAGGCCAAGCACCAUAACGACAAGCUGGCAUACUUUGACCUGGAAACAUAUCAAGACGAGAGUGGAGAAUUUAAAGUCAACCUAGCGGUGAUCGCGACAAAAAAUAAAAAAUUUAUUCUUCCAGAAAACGGUAAUAUUAACGGCGACAUUUCACAAGAACUUGGCGAUUUCAUUUUCAGUGAGCGUUUCCGUGGCUACACAUUUAUGGCGCACAAUUUGAAGGGAUUUGAUGGAUACUUCAUUUUGAAUUAUCUCGUGAAAAACGGCAUUAUUCCACGUCCGCUUAUUUUCAACGGGAGCAAGGUUAUGCAGAUGGACGUGCCCAAACUCAAAAUAAAAUUUCGUGACUCUAUGAACUAUGUACCAUCAUCGUUAAAAAAUUUUGCGAAAGCAUUUGGUUUGCAAGAAACCAAAGGAGAUUUCCCACACAAACUUAAUAAGCCUGAAAACUGGAAUAAAAUAACUGCCUGGCCCGAUCGUCAUGACUAUGGCUAUCAGUCUAUGAAAAAGAAAGAACGAAAGCGCUUCAUGAAAUGGUACCGCAAAGAGCGACGCCGUCACAGGAACAAAUUCGACUUUAAUGCACACUUUAUCAAGUAUUGCUCACAAGAUGUCCUCAUUUUGCAACAAGCGUGCGAAAAAUUUCGAGCGCUUUUCCAACAGGUAACCGAUGGAUUAUGCCCAUUUGGGUCUGGACUAACCACACCCGGCAUGUGCAAUUACUUUUGGAGAGCGCGAAUGCUGAAGGAAAACCAAAUUGCGUUGAUCGGCCCUCCUGGUCAGGGCAAAAAGUCAUCUGUCAAAGGAGAGCGUUGGCUACGCUGGAUUGAAAUGGAAAAUGAUGUAAAAUUGCAAAAAGAGCAUCGAAUCGGUCACUGGACUGUGGAUGGUUUUGAUCGGGAUACAAAAACCGCUUACGAGUUUUUAGGAUGUAUGUGGCACGGCUGCAGCGAAUGCACAACAAAAAGCACGCUGCAUCCCUUUCUGAAACGGCCAAUGGAGGAAGUUAACAAAGCAACUGCCUUACGCCUUGAAGCUAUCAAAACUAUGGGCUAUUCCGUAGUUUCGAUCUGGGAACACGACUAUGAUAGCCGGCUCACUACUGACCUGGAAUUUCAGAAAAUAAUUCAGUUGACCGGUAUUGAAGAACCUAUGCACCCCGAGACGCAUUUACUGGUGGCAGGACAAACGCUAUCAAGUUGUACCACAAGUGCGAUCCUGGAGAAAAAAUCUAUUCGCUCGACGUUAUCAGCGAAUACCCUUAUAUUAACAAAAUCUACCUUAUCCGGUGGGACCGCCUGUUAUCAUUACUAA